This is a messenger RNA of Racocetra persica, 179 nucleotides long. The record is from the annotation of a GenBank genome assembly. NCBI's taxonomy places the organism in Eukaryota, Fungi, Glomeromycota, Glomeromycetes, Diversisporales, Gigasporaceae.
CUGAAAAAACUAUGAAAGCAUUUAGUGAUUUUACUUUGGCAAGCAACUAUUUAUUAUUUAUUAUAAUUGAAGAAUUUUUAGCAAAUAACUUACCCGAAUCUCUACCAAAUACUCUAACUAAAUCUUUACAAAAUGCACUAACUGAAUUUUCACAAAAUGCACUAACUGAAUCUCCAUGA